CUCUCCCUCUCUCGCGUCCACCCCAUCCCUUUUACACUCUCUCUCUCUCUCUCCCUCUCUGUGUGACAGAAGAGUGACAAAAGCUUCUUAAAAUUUUGGAUUAAUCUUAAGUGCAUUUCAUGAGCAUCUCGUCUCGCUUCCACUUCUCGCACGAAGCUAGAGAGAGACAGAGAGAGAAUGCAUUACCACGAGCUGUGACUCCGGAUCUGAAGUUCUGAGGAGGGCAUUUGAGGAGAUGGGGGUUCUGGGGGAAUCUUGGUGCUUCUGCAAUGGUGGAGGCAAGUCUGAGAGAAUCAAAGCCGCCAUUUUCUCCGGAAAGGGACCGGCCAUGGCCCGAAUCUCCCCCGGCGGUGCUGGAGGAGAAAUGUCCGGCACUGGCUUUCUGAUCCACCGGAAUCUACUGUUGACCACUCACGUCAACCUCCCGUCGGUAGCCGCCGCUGAGGCGGCCGAGAUCCGGCUGCAAAAUGGCGUUGGUGCUAGCCUUUUUCCCCACAGGUUUUUCAUCACCAGCUCCGUUCUUGAUCUCACAAUAGUGGGUUUGGAUUCCAUGGAUGGAGACUCAAAUACUCAGGGACAGCAACCUCACUACUUGAAAACCUGCUCUAGACCAAACCUGGAGCUGGGUGGUAUAGUUUACCUUCUAGGGUACACACAGAAAAAAGAGUUGACCGUUGGUGAAGGAAAAGUGGUUAUAGCCACCGACAAUCUCAUAAAGCUGUCCACUGAUGAUGUAACUUGGAGCCCUGGAUCCGCGGGUUUUGAUGUGCAAGGCAAUCUUGCAUUCAUGGUCUGUGAUCCUAUGAAAUUGGCUACAUCUCCAAACACAAAAUCCUGUUCAACUUCGUCUUCUUCAUCAUCAUCAUGGAAGAAGGAUCUUCUCAUGCAAUUUGGAAUUCCUAUUCCUGCCAUCUGUGAUUGGUUAAACCAACACUGGGAGGGUAACCUCGAUGAACUCAACAAACCUAAAUUGCCACUCAUCCGAUUGAUGUCUGCUGGACAGAAGAGUGAUCAUUCUUGUGCAUCGUUCACAAUGAGGAGGGUUUUCAAGUCUACGGAGGCCGAAAAUGAAGGAACACCAUCCUCAUCAAAUAUAAUAUUGAAAACAAAGGAUCAACCAGGACCCAGCUCUUCUGCUGCUGCAAAUACCUUUGAUGAAGAAAACCCUAUCACCGGUUCUCAUGCCGCUACCCAUGUCCAAGGGAUUCCUACCCCAGAAAUUUACGAGUCUCCAAAAUUAACCUCAGUCCCAGUAAGGAAGAAGGAAAAUAACCAAACCCAGAUCUUGGAUAUUAACUUUCCUACAAAAGUUGCCAAAACUCCAGUCUUGCCACAACCUACCAUGAGUCUGGCCCCUUACUCAGAUGAGAAUUGCUUAAAGGAACCUACCUUGCUGCGGCCGCUAAGAGAAGAAGACAGAUUUAGCGACAGAGGACAGAAUGAUGCGAUUCCGGAUGCUGACACUGCGGCAACAGGUUCUGUAAAUGAGGCGCAGAGUGAGGUCCAGUCCAGUUCAUCACCAAUUCAGGUUUUGGAUGUGCAGAAUGGGUACAGCAGUGAGGGAGAGACUACCAUGUAUUCUGCAGAAACAGCAGAGAGCCGGAACUAUCCAAGCCCUAGGGAGGGGAAGUUCCAGCAGAUAGGGAGGAGCCAGAGCUGCGUGAACUACAACAGAUGGAACACGGUUCAAAGGAAUCCAGUGGCUCGCAAGGCGGGUUUGGAAAAGCAGAGGAGCUUCACACAAGGAAGAAAGCUCCAUUCACAAGGGGCGAUCCCUCAGAAGAGCAACGACUACUUCAGCCCAACUGUCUCCUCCAUCAUGAAAAAGCGAAACAGUUCAGAACAGCCACAACUGAUCAACAGGCCACGCCAAAAUGCAGUCCAUUCAUCUCCAAGAUGGAUGUUCUAACUAGCAUGUUAAGGGUGAUGAGAUCUCAGCUUUCUGGUUGAACGUGCGUGGACCCAUUUUGUUUUCGUUUCCCCCACACUGUAACUAACUUAUUGCGACUAUAUGUGCAGAACACUUGAAAGGCAAAUAAGAAAAAAAUCACCAAGAUUGUUGUUAAAAUGCUGCUCUAAGCUCCCCCUACUUUCGUCUGAAGUUUGCCCUCAAGGAAGGAAUGGUCUUCUUCCAUGGCAAAGCCACGUCCCAUGUGAUUUAAUGUUGCCUAGUUGUGACCCCUUCACCUUUAUUAUGUCAA
This is a messenger RNA of Diospyros lotus (date-plum), 2201 nucleotides long. RefSeq lists its product as uncharacterized. The coding region runs from base 236 to 1909 and encodes 557 amino acids. The transcript has 3 exons. The record is from RefSeq and is a predicted model, not a curated record. NCBI's taxonomy places the organism in Eukaryota, Viridiplantae, Streptophyta, Magnoliopsida, Ericales, Ebenaceae.